UGUCACGUGAUUCUGAUAGUUGGUAAAACCCUUUGGGCAAAGUCCUUUUUCCCCAUAGUGUCCCUCUGAUUCUUUCUUAUCCGUCUGUGUUGGUGUCUCUUCCUUUGCAAACAAGCCUCGUGGGAGGGGGCGAGUGGGGAGCAAUGACAGAAGUGAAGAGAGAGAAAUUUGGGGAAUGGCCCCUUGGCGGAGGGACUGUGGAAAAAAUCCUGCUCAAAUCCAGCACGGUAAAAGUGGAAAUUAUCUCCUUGGGCUGCAUAAUCACCGCGUUGGAGACUAAAGACAAAGAUGGAAAAUUCUCAGAUAUUGUUCUAGGCUUUGAUCAUUUGGAAGGUGGGUUUGAAUUAACUUUCUUGAAACUUUAUUCCGCAGAAGAAACCUCGUGGCACAAUAUGUUUCCAGUGCAACCUCUGAUUUGUUUUAUUGAAACCCACCCAGAUUUGGUGGUGCUGUAAUAUAAGUAGCCCUGUACAUCCAAGCUGAAAAAUGUUCAAGCUUCAUCACUGCUUUUUAGUACCAUAGUUUUGCAAUGGAGCAUAAAAGAACAAGUAAAGCUUUUAACUCGCAAAUAACUACCCCCCCCCCCAAUAAUCUUGAGAACUGUACAUUAGUUUGUUAAAAGUGCUGGGCAUUUUAACUCGGGGGGGGCGGCGGACUACAGUUUCUGGGGUUGUUUGCAGAAAGCCACAUACUUUAAAUGUAGGAUGCAGUACUUGGAGAGAAAAAAAGCAGAAGCUGUGAAACAAACAAAUGUUAACUCAGAAGUUUAACGGUUCAGUGGAGCUUACUUCCAAGGAAGGAUGUUCAUUUGAUUGCAGUAUUAUGGGUGGUGUACACAAAAUCCUUUUCCUGAUGCCCCCCCUUUUUGAUCUGCAGUUUUGUGAGGGUGGGGGGAGGAAGCAGCAGGGGAAAGGGUUGGGAACCACUGUUUCCCCAUUCCAGUUUCUCCCCCACUCCCCGGAAAAAGAAACACCUGGGUGUUUGCACAUUUACAGCUAAACAGAUACGCAGUAUUUUCCAUCCCAGGCAAAGUGCCUAGAUUACAGGCAUAUUUCAUUUUUUUUAAGCAAAUAACAGUGGUACCUUAGGUUACAUACGCUUCAAGUUACAUACACUUCAGGUUACAGACUUCACUAACCCAGAAAUAGUACCUCGGUUUAAGAACUUUGCUUCAGGAUGAGAACAGAAAUCAUGCUCCGGCGGCGCGGCAGCAACAGGAGGCCCCAUUAGCUAAAGUGGUGCUUCAGGUUAAGAACAGUUUCAGGUUAAGAACGGACCUCCGGAACGAAUUAAGUACGUAACCAGAGGUACCACUGUACAGAUAAUUAUAUUUACAGACUUAAGCCUACUUUUAACAAACAGAGGUCUAAGUCUGGAGUGUAUCACAUUGCCGCCCACAGGAUUAAAUGCUGCUUCAACCUUAAAGGAAUAAAUAAGUCCAUUCAUCUAGAAAAGUAGAAGGGGCUCUGAAGGGAUUCAGUCUUGUGUUCUUCCUGACAUUCUAACUUUCCUUGUGGAGGGAGCUUUUUGGAUAAGUCACCCACUAUAAAUGAAGUGGUACAGCGCAGUUAGAGGUUUAGUACCUGUCCCUUGAAAUAAUUCCUGCUGUUGGCGCCCAACUACCGCACAUUUGUUUGGCAAAAUAUCCGCAAAGAGGUGCCUGUGUGUGUAGAAUUCUGUGCGACCCUUUGCAUAUGUUCUGCUGAACAAACAGGCAUUGAGAGUGGGGCCAGUAGGGUGUACAGUAUGUGGGGCAGAGCCAGUGGGCAUGAUCCCACUCCUUUGUAUCUGCAGGGAAUGAAUGGAGAAGACUGCUGCAUGAGCAAUUAGGUUGACAGAUACACUGGAAGUCAGGCAUUUAAUGUUGCUGGUCCCAUGCUGUGGAACAUGCGCCCAUCAGAGAUUCAGCAGCCAACCUCCAUUUUGACAUUGAGGGUGCUGAGAACUGUUAGGAGACCCCUGUUUUCCUCCCAGAGAUACAGUUCCCAGAGUGGUUUAACAAUCAAUCUGUCUUCACAUGAAGCUCUGGGAAUCGUAGCUCUGGGACAGGAAUAGGGGGUCUCCUAACCACUCUCAGCUCCCACAGUUCUUUGGGGGAACCAUUAAUGUCUGAAGUGCUGUCACAUUGCUUUAAAUGUGUAGUUGUUAAUGUGGCCUUAUCCUAACCUUCCUUUCCAGAAUUGCCGUUUGAGGAUAAAACAACUCGCAGGUGCCCCUGGAGGAAGGGCCAGAGUUUACAAUCCGUCUGCCUUUGGCUUCCGAUUGUCCCUUUAAGCAUGUACAUAAAUCAGAGGUUGAAAUUUAUUCAGGGAUCAGGAUAACGGACUGAAUAAUGAACAGGUUCCCAGGCAUGAGAGAAUAAAACUGAUCUGCAAGUAGACUUCCAUCCAGAGAAGUAGAAACAGAGCUGUAGAGAAGAGUAUGAAUAUCUAUCAGUCAUCCCUGGUUCUCAAGAACUGCCACCAUUCCUCCUGCCCCCCCUCAGUUACCAAUCAGCAUUUUUCAUGUUCUUCUUCAGAGAUCAGAUAAUCUAAGGGUCGAGUGCCUCCACUGUUACAUAACCUUGACUAGCUGCUGCUGAAUGCUUUAGAUCAGAGGUUUUCAACCCUUUUGAGUCCACGGCUCCCUUAACUGAUUGCAUUCUUUCUGCGGCACCCCUGUGGGGCUCAGGAGCCCAGUUAUGUCACCCCUUGCCUUCAGAGCUGGCAGCCUCUCACCCUUUUUCAUACACCCUCAGCCUCCUCUUCUCUCCCAUCUCCUUGGGAGUCCUCCGGGCAGCUGCUGCUGUCCCUGGUCUCUGAGCUGCCCCCUGACCAGCCCCAGAGGCACUAUUCACCUGCAGAGCUUAUGGCCAGGGCUGCUGCAAUAAACAGCUGUGCAAGCCUUUGGGUAGCAGAGACGUGAGAGGGCAUCAGAGGAGGGAGGGAAGGAAAGAGGGACAGAGGCCAGUGUUGCCCGCGGCACCCCUGACCACCAGUCAGCACACCCCAGGGUGCCACGACACACUGGUUGAGAACCACUGCUUUAGACAUUAAGUCUGUGGGAAGCUGGGUGCUGAAAUAAACACUGAUUACGUUUCCUCCAGCAAUCCAUUCUUUUAUAGCUGCUUCUAGAUUCUGUGGGCUUGGAGACUGUGUAUUGGCUUCUGCAGACCACCCCCCACCCCCAGCUGAAAUGAAGCAAUGCUCCUUUGUUCCUCUUAAUCCUACCAAUGGGUGGAUGACUUUGCCAGUGUGGUGUAGUGGUUAAGAGCGAUAGACUCGUAAUCUGGUGAACCGGGUUCGCGUCUCUGCUCCUCCACAUGCAGCUGCUGGGUGACCUCUGAAGUCUCUCAGCCCCACUCACCUCCCAGAGUGUUUGUUGUCGGGGAGGAAGGGAAAAGAGAAUGUUAGCUGCUUUGAGACUCCUUCGGGUAGUGAUAAAGCGGGAUAUCAAAUCCAAACUCCUCCUCCUCCUCCUCUUCUUCUUCUUCUUCUUCUUCUUCUUCUUUAAGGUUAAUUAGUCUUUAUGCUCAGUUUUGUUUCUGUUCAGUUGUUCCACGAUCUGUAGAGCAGAGCUUUCAGUCAGUUUCUUUAUCCCCACACAAUGCUGCAUAGAUCACUACUGAUUCCUUUUUCUCUCCCCCGCCCCCAUGAAAUAGUCAUACAGUCACAGUGUACAGUCAUACCUUGGGUUACAGACGCUUCAGGUUGCGCGUUUUUGGGUUGCGCACCGUGCUGAACCUGGAAGUACCAGAACAGGUUACUUCUGGGUUUCGGCGCAUGUGCUGAAGCACUAAAUCACGCUUUGCGCAUGCGCAGAAGCGCAACCCGCGCAGAUGCGGCGCUGCAGGUUGCGAACAUGCCUCCAGCACGGAUCACGUUCGCAACCUGAGCUUCCACUGUGUGGCUGUCAUCUGUUGUCAAGCAAGCCAGGGUAGAAAGCUCCCUCAAGAGGGGACACCCUGAUCUUCCUGCAGGAGACCUAUCAGCAAUAGAACCCCAAAUUCAGGCUGUUAAAAGGCACAAGGCUUGGGGAGCAAUCAUAUGCACCCUGAGUGCAACUAAACUCUCCCUACUUCUUCCCAGCAACUGAGUUCCAGAGGCAUGCCACCUGCAGCAGUGUGGAACUUAGCCGGCAUGACCACACAACCUCACAGACUUCCAGUUCUUACUAAUUUUAAUGAAGAUGGGAGGAGCUGUGUUAAAUACGGCUGUGUUUCUUCCAUUGGAGUGAAUGGAUAUGAUAUGCCUUCACAUGGAAGAGUUUGGGAGCCUAUCCAAGCCCCUCCUUUCCUAAGGGAUUACUCGAUGGAGGAAGCUUUGGUCAGGGGUACAGUUAACUGUCCCUCCUUUAAAAAUAGAAGAGAAGGAAAUCUCUAGCUAGCUUCCAAUGUUGAACAUUGAAAUGUAUUGACCUUAUAAAUCUAACACGUUCUUUUAUUGGCCAGGGUACACCAACAAGCACCCCUACUUUGGAGCUGUCGUUGGACGGGUUGCUAACAGAAUUGCCAGAGGGAAAUUUACAGUGGAAGGAGUCGAGUAUCAAUUAGCCAUCAACAACGGACCCAACAGUCUGCAUGGAGGAAAGAAAGGUUUCGAUAAGGUAAAUGUGCUUGCGCUCAAGUGAAUAACAAUGGCAGUACAGUGGAACCUCGGUUCCUGAACGCCUCCCAUGUCGUAUGUUUUGGAAUGUUUUUUGAAACCCGAACGUGUGACAUGGCUUCCGCUGAGUGCAAGAAGCUCUUGCACCAAUCGGAAGCCGCGAAUCGGUUUUUGAACAUUUUGGAAGCCAAACGGGCUUCCGAAACAGAUUUCAUUCAAGAACCAAGGUUCCACUGUAUUUACUAUGAGGGCAUGGUGACAUAUUCAGGUAAGGUGAGAACAUUAAGUUGCUGGAUCAAAACAAAGGGCCAUCUAGACUGGCAUUCUCUUCUCUCAGUGGCCAACCAGAGACUGGCGCCGUGGUGCAAAGCUCCCUCCGGCGCCCCUCCCCCCAUUUCCCAGAGUUUUUUAGGGAGGAUGGCACUGCCGGCGGGGCUGGAGGAGGCGGGCAGUGACUGGAGGGCAGCUCCUCCAGCGGGGAAGAGGCAGAAGCUGGCCGUGGCAGACGGAGGCUCCGGACACUGCGCUGCUUUGGUGCGGCAUGGUGGAGGUGGGCGAGGGCGGCAAGCUGAUGCCAGGAGGUGCCGCGUCCAGCCUCUGCCUCUUCCCUCACACCCUCCAGAACUUGGCACCCUGCCGCCCCGCACCACUAGCCUCUAUGGGUAAGACGCCCCUGACCAGAGACUUCUGAGAAGUUCACUUCAGCAUGCAGACACUUCUGUGAGCUCCCAAUUCUUUCCUUUCUUCCUCUGAAGCCAGGCUUGGACCUUUCUCAGAGUCUUCCUGAAAAGAGAAGACUCUGAGAAAGGAUCCUCCUUUACUGAUGUUAAAAGACUGCUGUGAUCAUAACCGGAAUGGAAGAGGGAAAGAGUCACUCCUAAAGAAAGGCAAAAACUGGGCAAGUUAUAGCACACUUUAGCGCUGCGAUGGGGAACCUGUGACCCUCCAGAUGUUGUUGAACUCCAACUCCCAUCAGCCCCAGGCCAGCAAGACCAAUGGUCAGGCAGAGAAUCAGAGUUGGAAGGGACCACGAGCAUGAUGGGAGCAGUUAGUAGUCUAACAAUAUCUCCAGGGCCACAGAUUCCUCAUUCAUCUUCUAGUGUAAAUAGCAGGAUUAGUAUACAGAAUAGUAAUUAUAUUUGAACAGAAAAAUAUCAAAGAGAAGUAAUGAAAGCAACAUGUGAGUUUUUCUGUUUGACCAAUUUGAGGCUAGAUGUCUUGUCUGCGGUAACUAUUUCCUGUGUAAUUUGAGACUGUUCUGAUGAGGAGACCCAGCAUUGGCCUGAGUUCUGCAGGAAGCAAAGCUAUUGAUAUAGAUAUGCUUCUAAACUCGGUGGUGGUUUUAGCUUUUUAUAGAACUAUGGCUGGCUGACAUAAGGAUCCACCCAAUUUGUUUGCAAUCAUACUGAUGACGGUGAUCAUAUCUCUUUGCUGUUUCCAGGCACAGGUUUUGCUUCCUUCUUCACACUUGGUUUGGUUGCUUAAUUAUCUUUGCUUGUUUUAUUUAUUCCAGUUCCAGUCAAAGCUUUCUAAUCUUUUAAAACAGAUAUGAGUACCAUUAAUUUGGGGUGUAUGGGGUGUUAGGGGAGGGGUAGUACCUCUGGUGGUGUCAAGUCCUUGGUGAGUUAAGGACUUCCCCCUACGUGCAAAGACAGGCUCUGGCGGACUGAGCGGAUGAGACCAAGAGGGGGUUCAGUAGUCAAGAAGACUGUUUCUGCACAAGCUGUAGUCCAGGGGUCAGCAAACCUACCGGGCCUUGGGCUGGUGUCUCCAGCACCGAUCAUGUGGCGGGCCAGAGGGCGGGGGAGCGCAUGCCCAUACACGUGCGGACACGCUAUUUUCUGCGCACAUCCGGGUCAGAGGAGCAUCGAAAAUACCGGUAGCUUUUGCGCAUUUGCAUGGGACUCCUCCGACCCGGAUGUGCACCGGAAAUAACGUUUGCGCAUGCACAAAUAAUGCCUGCGCAUGCGCACAAGCUAUUUUCGGUGCUCCUCCGACCCAGAAGUGGGCAGCUGCGUGGCGCAGCGCCGGUAAGAGCGGGUGGCGGCAGUGAGUGGCAGGGGUUGCUGCAGGCCGGAUAAACGAGUCCCUUGGGCAUUAUCUGGCCCGCGGGCCUUAGUUUGGGGACCCCUGCUGUAGAGGGAAGUGAGGGGCAGAUGGGGCUCAUCCACCUGGAAAGGUAGUUUGGUUCCCCCCCGCCCAGAGGCACACUCCAUUGUCUCUCAAGACAGUUGGAUGCCAGCAGCAAAAAUAAUUAAUUUGGGCUGGCGUAUGUCUGACAUAACCGGGAUUUCAAAGGUGGAAUUGACGUCUGGGGGGGAUUUCCGAAAGGUGGCGCUUUGUCUUGGAUCUUCAAUCAAAAACUCAUGUUUUUGUAAAAAAGAAAGAAAAGUUCAACAACUUUCUGGUUUUCUUAAAAAGAGCUCAACCAUUAUGGUCGUUUCCUUUAAAAAAAAAAAAAGCUCAACUUUCAGGUUGUCCUGGUUUUCUGAAAUAUGACAACCCUAAAUGAAAACAGAUUGCCUAAUGAAAGCAUAUAACUUAGGAAUCUGCCUUACACUGAGACAGAUAACUGGUCCUCCUAACUCAGUACUGUUGACACUGACUGGGAGUGGCUCUCCAGGGUUUCAGACAAGACUCCUUGAGAUGCCAGGAGAGCGAACCUGCAGCCUUCUAUGUGCAGGGCAGAUGUUCUACCACUGAGCUGCCAUCCUUCCUUUUAAGAACAAACUUAAGAAUAGAUCUUUGGCUGCUUCAGUACAUGGACACAUUUUCCCAAUCAUUUUCUCCCACCUGUGUUCCCAUCUCUGAUGGACACCAACCGGCCAGAAUUACAACCUUACAGAAGAAGAAGAGAGUUUGGAUUUGAUGUCCCGCUUUAUCACUACCCGAAGGAGUCUCAAAGCGGCUAACAAUCUCCUUUCCCUUCCUCCCCCACAACAAACACUCUGGGAGGUGAGUGGGGCUGAGAGACUUCAGAGAAGUUUGACAAGCCCAAGGUCACCCAGCAGCUGCAUGUGGAAGAGCGGAGACGCGAACCCGGUUCACCAGAUUACGAGUCCACCGCUCUUAACCACUGCACCAUAAUGGGUUUGAGCUGUGAAGAUCCUUUAUGCCAAUUGUGCUGUAGUGUUGCCUUAUUUCUGUGGCCCGCUCUGUGUUGACAUCGUGGUGGAACAGUUAGAUUUUUGUAAUAGACUGCCCAUUCAUGCCUCCAGUUAAUGAGCACAGGAAACACAUGCUUUUGUUUGGAACAAUCCUUUCCCAGGUGCUGAGGCUUAAGAAAUUUUACAGCAGCCUUCUACAACCUGGUGUGCACCAGCUGCUUUGGGCUAUAAAAGGUAAAGGGACCCCUGACCAUUAGGUCCAGUCGUGACUGACUCUGGGGUUGCGGCGCUCAUCUCGUUUUAUUGGCCGAGGAAGCCGGCGUACAGCUUCCGGGUCAUGUGGCCAGCAUGACUAAGCCACUUCUGGCGAACCAGAGCAGCGUAUGGAAACGCCAUUUACCUUCCCGCCGGAGUGGUACCUAUUUAUCUACUUGCACUUUGACGUGCUUUUGAACUGCUAGGUUGGCAGGAGCAGGGACCGAGCAACGGGAGCUCACCCCAUCGCAGGGAUUCGAACCGCCAACCUUCUGAUCGGCAAGCCCUAGGCUCUGUGGUUUAACCCACAGCGCCACCUGCGUCCCUGCUUUGGGCUAUAAUCCUCAUCAUAUGCUGGCUGGAGGUGUUGAGAGUUGUAGUCCAAAACAUAUGGAAGGCACAAGUUUGAGGAAGGCUGUUUUAUGUAUGAAUCACCGUCUCUCACCAAGCUUACUAUAUAGUGUGUAUUACAUGUGUGUAUAUCUUCCUAUAUACAUAAAAAUGUAAGGCUAUCAUCAUGCUGCAGUCCCAAUGGCAGCAUGACAAUGGAACAGCAGGCAAGCAAGCAGACAGCAUGGGUGACCAGUCGCCCAGGUGAGCUGUUUAACAGAGGGAGGGUGGGAAGCACUUCAAAGUUCAUUUAAAUUAGUGUUUCCCCAGCUUGGGUCUCCAGCUGUUUUUUGGACUACAGCUCCCAUCAUCCCUAGCUAGCAUGACCAGUGGUCAGGGAUGAUGGGAAUUGUAGUCUGAAAACAGCUGAAGGCCCAAGCUUGGGAAACACUGAUUGAAAUAUUUUGAAUCUUGGAAGUGAUCCAUGGUUGUCAUGUGUAAUCUUUUGGCACAUGUGCUCAUCCAGGUACAUCAGUCUAGUUGCUGGACUCUAGCCAAUGUGAUUUUUUAAAAUAUACCAUUAAUGAAAUUGUAUUGCAGGCCAUCUGGGAACCUGAAGUGCUGCCAGAUGGCGUACGGUUUUUCAGAGUAAGUCCAGAUGGUGAAGAGGGAUAUCCUGGUGAGCUGAAAGUCUGGGUGAUGUAUACUCUCAAGGAUGGGGAGCUAACAAUCAGUUACAGAGCUCAAAGCAGUAAGACCACGCCAGUCAAUCUGACAAAUCAUGCGUACUUCAAUCUUGCAGGCCAGGUGAGGCAGCUCUAUUUGGCUCUUCCAUUCUGUAACAUCCUGUAGAACAGGAUUUGGGGGGGAACCUGUGUUCCUUCAGAUGAUGUUGGACUACAACUCCCAUAAUCCCCGCUAUUUGGUCAUGCUGCCUGGGGGCUGAUGGGAAUUGGAGCCCAGUGACAUCUGGAGCCCCACACGUUUCCACUUCUGCUACAAAAGUGUCCAAAGGGUUAUUAGUUAUUUUCUUGCCUGAUAUAAUCCCUUCUUGCCAAGUCGGUUGUACGUCGCUAAGUAAUGGAACAGGGUGCAAGGCUUCAGUCCCCUGAACUUGAACAAUGGGGAGGAAUGUUUGGGAGAAGGCACCCCAUUAUUUAUUUUAUUUAAGACCGUUUAUGUACUUCUUAGUUUAGGGCAUGUCAUUUUAGGGGGCGAAACUUAAUUUUUGCAAUUUUAUUCAGUGAGGGGUCUUAAAAAUAUGCUUUUGUGUGUGAAAAAUUAAAAUCUGCUUUUAUUGUUGUGUUUGUACAACAUUUAGCUGGGUAAAUCUACGUUUGGUAAAGAAGCACAUAAACUGCUUUUGGAAAAUCAAAGAAUUUUAAUUUUAGGUUCUGAGUUGUCAGGUAAUGUUAAGUAAUAAAUAAUAAUUAUAAUAUAACUGCAAGUACAUGGCAGUCAUUUUUAAUGGUCACUAUGCAAUUUCACACACAUUUUACUUAGCAAGCAAAACUAAAUUAUAUUAAUUUAACCAAAAUAUCUUUGAAUCCCCAUGUCAUGUUACAACUUUUUAGCACCCUUCAUUUUUGGAAUAUCUCAGCAGUGUAUGGCAACUAUGAUACUUUACUUUUUACACUGUUCAGCCUUUAGUGAGCAGUCAUUCUGAUUUGUUUGUGUGUUGUUUACACAUCUUCCCAUUUGUCACGUGUUCAUUUCACUUUGCAAUGCAUUUCCCUGUCCUUGUCAAAACCACAAAUUUUGUUUUAAAAAAUAAAAGGGGAUUUGUUGCACUAGGGGAACAGAAGAUUUUAAUCCACUUUAAAUGCACAAACCUAAACUUCCACUACAUAUUUGAAUCCUACAAAAUAUGGAGAGUUUGGAGGCACUUAGAAUGUGCCCGUGUUCAGGAUUCCAGGCAGCCAUACCUUUUCCCAGGAUACUCCAUUGCUUCCUCCCCACCCCAAGUAUAUGCUUCUUGUGAGUCUGGGUUGCUACUUUUGGAAACCAAAUGCCGGAACAAUUGAUCCCUUCAUGGCCUAGGACCCUUGUACCUAUGAGACCGUCUCUCCUGGUACGCCCCACGGAGACCCUCAAGGUCCAUAAACAGCAACACCCUAGUGGUCCCGGGCCCUAAGGAAGUUAGAUUAGCUUCAACCAGAGCCAGGGCCUUUUCAACUCUGGCUCUGGCCUGGUGGAAUGCUCUGCCUCAUGAGACCAGGGCCCUGCAGGAUCUGAUUUCUUUCCGCAGGGCCUGUAAGACAGAGUUGUUCCGCCUGGCCUUUGGCUUGGAACCAAUUUCCCUCCCCCUCUUUCUUUUUUCUUUUCCUUUAUCCUCCUGCAAUGAGGCUACAUUUUAAUAUUUUAAUGUUUCAAUAUUUUAAUGUUGUAUUUUAAUUUUGUUUUUAAGUUGUAUUCAUUCAACUUGUUUUUAUUAUUGCUUGUUAGCCACCCUGAGCCCAGCCUUGGCUGGGGAGGGCAGGGUAUAAAUAAAAAUUAUAAUUAUUAUCUUGGUCUUCAUUGACAUUUGACCUUGAUUCAGUAAAGUGAUUAUUGUGAUUCGGAGGUACCUGCAGCUCUGUGUUUACAACAAAGGUGGUAUAAAAUUCCAUCUUUCUAUUUUCUGAUACAAGAGGUUUUUUCCUCACUUCGUAUUUCAGGGAUCACCCAAUAUCUAUGACCAUGAAUUUACUAUACAGGCAGAUUCUUACCUGCCAGUGGAUGAAACCCAGAUCCCCACAGGUUGGUUGAUUUUUAAGAUGAAUGCUGUUGAAUCUACAGAUGUUAUCUAGGGAGCUGUCGUGGCCAACUGUGCAGAAAUGGCCUCAGUGUAGGGUGCUAGCCCUGAGUUCAAAUCUGUGGUCAAUCAGCUUGCUUUUCUAAAACUGGAACAAUGCCAUAAAAACACAGGGUGGGUGGUCACUGUGAAAACAGGAUGCUGAAUUGUAUGGGCCGCUAGCCUAACCCAGCAGUGCACUGCUUAUGUUCUUAGAUGGAGGAGGUUAAAUCUUAAUUUGACGUCGAAAGGGGGGAAGUUUACUUGGGGAAACACAGAACAUGGCAUGUGACACUCACAGCUGUCCAAUCCCCACCCCUCAUAUCUACUGCCUAAGGCAGCUGCCUCACUCUGCCUAAUGGUAGGACAGUGGUCCAGGAUUGGUAUUUGGAGAGCUACAGGCUCCCCAUUCUUGGUUUAAGUGGGAAUGGUGGCAAUGUCUUCAGAACACCUGUGGUUUGGGAAUCCCACACUAAAUUGUUCUGUGUGUGGUUUGUUGCUGUGGUGGACUUUUUGGUGGAACCUGCUGUUUCCAGAUGUCUGUCUUGGUUCCGUCCACAUUUUUAAGAGUUGCUGUGGAAGGUUGCUAAAUGUGUGUAGUUUCUCUGCCUCUUUCUUUGUUCUUUCUCCAUUAGGAGAAAUUGCUUCAGUGCAGGAUACAGGCUUUGAUCUGAGAAAGCCGGUGGAGUUUGGAAAACACCUUCAGAAGUUUCAGCUCGGAGGAUUUGACCACAAUUUUUGCCUGAAGCAGACAAAAGAAACAUGCUUCUGUGCGAGGUACAGGUUUGGUUUGUCACCUUUGUUUGACAGCAUAUUGACCAAAACAUUGUGUUUCAUGCUCUUCCUUCUCCCAGUUUAUUUAAAAGUAUUUAUACACUGCUGUUCAUAAAAUAUAUCAUAGGGCUUUACAGAUUUAAAAUAAAGCAAUAAAAACAUCAAAACAUUUAAUUAAAACCAUAAGCCACAAAAGAAAAGGCAACAAAAUCACUGUAAAACAUGGGAAGCAGUCCUCAGUUUCAGUUUUCAAAGGUCAACUGGGAUAACUUCACCUGUUAGCAGAAAGCAAGCAGAUACCUGAUAUGACCCUCCAUAGCAUUGGGGCUGCUACAGAAAAUGCUCUGGUCUUGUUUAAGGUUGAUUUUAAUAUACAGUAUAGAUUGCUUGUGUAAUUGAUUUACAUACUUGCAAAUUGCUUAGAAGCCUAUUUUGGCAAUAAACAGUAAAUAAAUUAAUAAAUGACAAGGAUUGCAAGUAUAGACAUCCAUAGAUGUGAUUAGACAAAUCAAUUACAUAAUUAAAAUGAUGUCCUCCAAGUUCCAUUCUGUAGGAAGGCCAAAAGUGUACAAUGUGGAGGAAAAUGCGUGAUUUAUAUAAUUUAACUUCCAUACCUUCCCACCUGAGAUUUGGGGGAAGUGUUAACAGUAAGCUACAGUAUUUUGCUUUGAACCAUGCUCAGGUUUUCACAGAUCUUGCGAAUUUCACUUGUGGAAGGCUGGUAGUGCAGGAUGCUCUUAAUCCACCUUGUGUACUGUGAUAACACAUAAGGAACUUGAGCCAGCACAGCUAGUGAGCUUUGGCAACAUGAUGCUCACCCUGCCUGGACCCACUGAACUGGCUAAAUGUGACUUUCGAUAUGGCACGGAUGUGAGCCAAAGCCACAGUCUGUUCUCUCUGGCUACAAUUUGAUCAGGGAGGUAAGUAUUUUGUUGUCUCUUGGAAUUAUCAUGUGAUGCAUUAUCAUGUAUUUAUGGAAAGAGGCAACUAAAAGGCAAAUGCAUCUUAGGAUGUGACCAAGUGACUUCUUUUAAAAUUUGCACAGCCCCUUCCUUGCACCCAAGUGCUGUUUCCCAUGUAUCUAUCUAUUAUUAAGAGCUGCUGGCUACCACUACACAUAACCAAAUGCAGAGUACCAAAGGCCUACAGACUCCUAGAAAUUUAAUUAACAGAUACUUUCUUUUUACAGAGCCCACCAUCCCCCUAGUGGCAGAAUGAUAGAGGUUUAUACAACUCAGCCCGGGAUUCAAUUUUACACUGGGAAUUUCUUAGAUGGCACUCUAAAGGGAAAAGGAGGCUGUGUGUAUCCCAAGCAUUCUGGCUUCUGCCUGGAAACACAGAACUGGCCAAAUGCAGUGAACCAGGUACAUUCUUAAGUUUUAUAUGACCACGGGGCCACAAAGAAUAGAAGCUACACAAAACUGUCUUGGGGCUCAGCUUCAAUGGUUUAUUGCAGAUUUCAUUUUGAGGAUGCUCAGAAGAACAUAGAAACCAGUAAUGGGUGGAUCUGCAUAAGCACUGAAAUCACAUGGUACAGCUAUUCUGUGAUUAUCUCAUUUCUGACUGCAGGUAGAUGACAUUUAGCUAUGCAGAGCAAGGCUGCUUUUCUGUGCAUAGGAAGUUUUUUUAGAUCAAUAGAAAAACAUUGUAGUAGGUGAUCCCCCGCCACUCUAAAAUGGCACAGCUCCUUUGCAAUUUCUCUGCAUUUUCAAGACCUAACAGUGCAUUCCUAGGCAUAACUGCUCACAGUAUAAAUUUACACUCAGUUCUAAGUAUGUACAGGAUUGCAAGCUCAAAACACCAAAAGUUGAUUAAUCAAAUGUGAACCAAUUCAAGUAUACUAUGUAUGUGUGUAGAAAGCUUGUGGUUACAUGCCAAAGGUAGAUCAGGUUCUGCUAGUAUAUAUGAAUGAUUUGCACUAGAUUGGCAAGGAUUUGACUCCCAAUUUUGUAAUGGUUUGUUCUAAAUGCAAUAGAACAAAACCCUAGAUGCAAGCAAUUUUUCUUCUAUAAGUGGACAAAUGUUGAGUUUUAUUUUUUAUUCUUACAGCCUAAUUUCCCAGAUAGCCUGCUGCACCCAGGAGAGGAAUACAAGACCACAACUUGUUUCAAGUUCUCUGUAGCUUAAGCAAAGACCAAGAUUUUUUUGUAGCAAUCUGUAACAAGGUAGUUUUCAAAGAUUCUAGACUGUUUGUUUUAGGAUCAAAUGUGUCUUCAUGUACUCAAGAAGUCUACUUGACACCAUCCUGCAUAGACUUAAGAUUUUAUACAGGCAACCUUUCUCUCCCACCGCCCCCUUGAGAGCUUACUGGUUCAAAGGCAGGUGGAAAUAGUAGAAAUAAAUCAUGUUAAAAUGUAAAUUCACUUCAAUAUACUAUUGCUAAGGAUGUUGGCACAGUUCUUCCCCACCCUGAUUUCUUAGCAAUGGUAAAGGUAUUACAUUUGCAUUGGGUCUAAAAUAGACUCUAAAUGCAAGAGCUGUGAAGAGUUGUUUAAAAGCUUGUAUUGGUUUGGAAUUCAGUAAAGUUGCAAGGAUUAAUGAGAAUGCAAAUGAAGUGCUUUGAAUCAUUAACAAAUAGACAAGUGGCACUGGUAAAAAAAAGUUAACUGCUGCUGUUCAGUGCAGACAUGUCCUUUCUGGAUUCUCUAUUCCACUACAGGACAAACAGCAGUGGCUACUGAACAUAUUGUCCUCAGUGAGCUAUACUGAAGAUCCUGCUCCCUUUUUCUUCUGCAUACCUAGAAGUAUCUCUAAACAUGCCUAUAUUGCUGGUUUCUCAGUAGCCAUUUGUGAUGCUAAAUAGGCUUAAUUCAGUACCCAAGUUUGCUGUUAGUAUGUUGGUGGGGUGCUUCCCAUUAAGCUUCCAGGUAACUGAUGGGUUUCCCAUCAGCCAGCAAGGCUGUUACCUCUUUUCUACAUGCAUGGUACUAUUUUGGCUACAUAAAAAUUGGAGACUUACUAUAUACAGGUGGGGCCCUGCUAUAAAAUGCUGUGUUGUAGAUCCCUGGCAUGCACCUGAAGAGUGGGGGGACAGACGGACGACGACUUCCUGCUCUAAUGCAAGUCUGUCUUCAUGUGCAAACUUUUUAAACAUUUCAAAGUGAAACCAGUGUGCAUUAAGCUUCUGCAUCUAAUGGAGUGCUUGAUUUGGCAUGGGAAGAGGCAACUUCAGUAGACUGACCUUUGCUGCAACUUAAAGAGGUAUGGGGGAUUUUUGAACAGGAAUCCAGACCUAAGCCUCAUCUGUGACCUGCAGUAUUAAUAGAUGACAUUGCAUGACGGCUGCAUGCUACUCCCAGCACAACCAUCUUUGUGUAGUUCUCAGCACAACUGAAUGUGGGAACAGUCAGCUUUCUCACCUUUGGCCCAACCCCUAAUGAACAUCACUGACGGGCUUGUGAUAAAUCAUAGCCUGUCAUAAUCCACUCUCACCCACAGCCCUUUCUUUACUCAUAAAGGGGCAAAGGUGAUUUUUUUGUUUUGUUUUUUUAAGGUAAGAACACUAAACAGGAAGAGUUAGAAAGGGCCUUAUCUAUUGUUAUGUCUCCCCCACUACAAAACAUCUGCGCCCCUGUCCAAACUCUGAGAAAGUAUUUUGUUGCGGCAUUGAGAAUACAGAUUUGUCUGUCAACUGCUGCUUGCCUUUUGGCUGAAAAUAAAAACAUCAACACAAGUAUUUUGGCUUGGCAGGUAGAACCAUUCUUCCCGCUGCUCCGUGUGUGUUCUCCUGACCCUCGAGGAGGGGACUCACUCUUUCAGGCCUGCCCUUGCAGAGCUCCUGCUGCUGGGACAGGUUAGUUGAAUCCUGCCCAUUGGGUUGUAUUCAACUCAGUCCUAUUCAUAGGAUCAUUAAUUUCAGAGUUUACUAAGUAAGUCCUGACUCAUGAGUUUACUCAGAGUAGGAAAAUUUACUAGAAAAUGGGUUGUAUUUAAGGAUGGUGUUUGGUACUGCACUAGGCAACUAACAUUUUUAAUUGAUCUUACAAACUUUUCCCACCUUGAUUUUUAGACAAUUAUUAUUCCAAAAUUCUAAACUCAGUGAAAAUAGUAUGUAACAAACUAUCUUCUGUGCAGGAAAUAUUCAGACAACCAAUUCAAGGUUAGUAGAGUAUACAUCACUGAAACAAUCUAAAUUAGCAAGAUUAUACAGAUUUUUUUUGUAGAAUAGCUUACAGUAAUUCAAAAUUGAGAUCACAAGGAUUGCCAAUUGUGAAAGUGAGCAUGCAACUUUCUUGAUUAGAAAAUGUUAAGCAUUUUUAUUUAUCAGAAACAGCAUAUUCAUUUAGUAUCAUAAAUAUAGCCAUGUCAAGACAGUUUAAAACAAAAACUGAAGUUACUUUCAUCUAACUAAUGGGUAUUGUAUUUCAGCCCUUUGUCACUCAAGUCCCAUCUAUGUGUUCUGUCAUAGAAGUUAAGCAGAUGUUACACUCUGUUCAACCUUAGGUUUAGUAUGUUAUAUUUAUCUAUGAAUUUUAGAUUAGAAGCUAACUUAUGCAAUAUUGGCAUUGCAGUUAAGCAGCAGGCAUUUCCAGAUGAGACAUGUAUGUUUGAUAAAGGUGUACGAUUGAAGUUUGUUUUCAGCAUCUUCCUUUGCCAUUUUGAUUCUGCUCAAUUACAGCUAAAUUUUGCCCUGCUAUGGAAGCUAAAAUGCAAUUUAUGCUUCAGAUAAAACAGUCCUCAAACGAGCUUCCUGUUUUCAUUAAGGGAGAAAGAAUGAGUGAACUGAAUAAGUGAGCCAGGGAGCCUAGCAGUAUGAGAUAGAAACUACUUUCACAAGAUCAGAUUCUGCUUUGAAUCAGGUUAGGAUGUGCCUAAUUCACUGUUACCUUCUAUCCAAACAUCUUCGGAAAAGCCCAUUGCUUACACUAUUUUCUUGGUAUCCCAGAUAGAACUCAAACAAAAUGGCAAUUUGAAUACAACUUAAGGUGGCCUCAUUUAAGGUAAUUGUGCCUGCGGUGGUAUGUCAUAAGAGUAUUCUGCUAAGCAAGCCAACUUGAUUUUACAAGUUAACAGAUCAAACUCCAACAGUUGUUUAAAUACCAUUACAGAAUCAGAUUGACAAGCAGCUUCCUUAAAAAUACCUUUGCAAGUCAUAACACCCCAGAAAGCCUGAAGCACCAAAUUAAAUGUCACACUUAAGCUUGAUGCCCGCAGCCUAGUGGUAUUCACAAGUAUUUUUAGCCAAUACCCUUGCACAGUAUUUGUGUACAACACUAAGGUAUCUGUAAUCUGCUUUUAACAUGCACUUGAUUAACAGAAGCAAAUAGCAUUACAGCAAAGUUAGAAAUACACAUUUUAUUUCAUGUGCCCAUAAAAAGACCCACUUUUCAGAUCACAGGAUGUUAUUACAUACAGAAAUUGUGCACUAGUCUAAUGUAGCAGCUUUUACAGAUUUUACUAGAAGAUCAAGAUCCUCGCUGCGUUAGCCCUAGAAAAGGUUUUCAAUCAACUAAAUCCUUACAUUUGUCAAUAACACCAAAGAAAUCCCUUAAAAUAACGUAAACAAAAUUCUUCCUAUCAUGUUCUUUGCAAUUCUAAUCCAGUCUUUCAGGACUCACACUCCUUCGAGGGCUUCCUGAUGGCGAACGACUAAAAAUAAAAAGGGGGAAAAACGAAGUCACUAGGUUACUCAAUGUUAAAAUUAGUAAAAAAUGGAAAUUAAUAGAUUAGUGUUCUUAAAAGGGGAUCCAUGCUACCUGCACAUUAGUAAUUUUAAUCCUAGCACCUAUUUGGAUGCUGCUUUAGAAGAGGAAGUUAGUUGGAAUUGAAGGCUACAAGCUCUUAAUGUUAAAUAUUGAAGCAAACUUAAAAGUUUGCAUGCACCCCCAUUCCCACAGGAAGUAUUACCAAGCUCUCUUGCAGUGUUCAAGAAGCAUACUUACCCUGAGUUAAUGGAGAAUGGAUAUAAAUGGCUCAUAUCAAAACUGAAAAAGCAAGACUGAAUAUUAAAUCAAGUAAAAAUGCUUUUAAACACAUAUACUCACGAGGAACUAAAAAUUCUGACACAGUCUACUAUUAUUAAGUAACAGCUAGCUGCUGUUCAAUGUCUAGAUUGUCCUGCCAAUUUCCUGAAGGUUUCAGUCACAACUAUAAACCUUCUCCGUUUAACCUUUGAGCCAUUUACAUUUAUUGUCCAUUAACAUAGCCAGGUAAUAUGCUCCAUUAUUAUUAAUAUGCUGUAUUAUUAUUAUUAAACACCCUUUUUGAGAAUGGUUCUGGACUUUGGUUAAAUCUUAAAUUUGCUUAAGAGCAAAUUUUUAUUACACUUAAGUGGCCUGCCACAGUUCCUCAGACCCUGAGUGAAUAGUAAUCACUCACUUUCCCAACAGAAGAUGCCAGUUUUUGUGCUUUUACCCUAUUUCAUGGGUAUCUCCCAUUAUUUCACUUUUUUAAAAAAUAACCUAAAAACUAUUAUAAAGAACUAUAAACAAAUCACAGCUCUGUAGGAAUUUUAACAUUUAGUAACAAUUAUUUUAAUGUUUUAAAUGUAAAACUGUGAAUCCAGGAUAUACAACACUGUUAUAAACUUUAUUUCGAUUGUUAUCUGCGUAAAAUGCAAUAUGUCUCCUUCAGAGGCUCAGCUUACCUUCUCUUUAAAGAUGGUGAUCUUGAUUUGGAACGGCUGUUAAAACAGCAUCAAUUACAUUACAUUAGCAAACACUAGACUGAUCCAGUACCUACAGCCAGGGAGGGAAACCAGUGGACCUACAGAUGUUACUGGAAUACAACUCCCAUCAUCCCUGACUACAGCCUUUGCUGACUGAGACUGAUGGGAGUUGGAGGCCAACAAUAGCUGGAGGGCCACAGGUUAACUACCCCUGAUCUAUAGCCAUGAUUUAUCUGUUUUAAAAUAAAAGCAUGAAAGAAGCUGGUAAUAUCUUGCAACUGGUUAUUUUGAUGCUGAAUACUCGAGAACCACAAAGAUUGCUUCUAAACUACUUAAAUGCAUAGAGUAGGCUAAAUGAACUCGCAUUCAUAGUAUAAGCCUGUGUGUACAGUAGACAUUUGAUGCUUUCAAUUAAAACAUUGCAAGAGGCAUUUGGAAGUGAUUACCAUUUAGAAAAAUGCCCAUUUCACAAAAAUUAGCUAAUUACUGGUUACUAUUUUACAAAGCAUCGAUGUUUACCUGCUUCUGGGUCGUGAAACAGACCUGGACCUGGAUCUUGACCUUGACCGAGACCUAGGUUUUAAAGAGAAGAUACUCAAUUCCAAGCUCUUAACACAUCUAUGCAGGUGAAUGAAAGCUGUCAUGAAACAAGGUUGUAGAGAUGCAGUCACAGCAAUAUACAAAGUUCAUUAAUUCUAUUCAUUCUGGAGGAAACUUAGAACAUAUGAUGCCCAGAUGUGCUUUUCUUUAGAGAUAUAUGUUUGAUUCGAUCAAGGAUUUUAUUGUUGAUUUAUGGUUUAAAUGUUGCCUACAAUUCCUUUUUCUUUUGUAAGCUGCUUUGAAUAUGGGGUAAAAGUACUAAGAUACUAAUGAAAAUUAAAUUGACUCCAUGAACAUUAAGCUUAUUAGCAAAAUUACCUUGAUCUUUUUAAAGAACCUGAACGGGAUCUGCGUGGCGAGACAGAUCUUGAUCUCCGAGGGGAGAGUGAUCUUGAUCUCCGAGCAGAGACAGACCUGGAUCUAAAAGAAAGGUGUUUGUUACAAAUAUGCUAUUCUGAUUCUUAAACUAAAGCACUAUGCUCCAAUUUUGAUGCUCACCUCCGGCCACGACUUCGGCUACGUGAGCGAGAAUAUCUCCUUCCUCUGGACCUUGAAUGAGAUCGAGACCGUGACCUAGUUUUAGGUUAGAUAAGAAAAGUAUUAGACCACAAGGUCAACAGUUAACAUGUGAGCCUUUGCCGAAGCCAAAAUAUCUGAUAAUUAAAAAUUAGUGUCUUGUACGUUGAAAAAAAUCAGGGCCUAUGUCUUGAGUAUUUUUACUACCUAAAAAAGAUGUUAAACUGAAUAACAUUUUAGAAUUACAAUCAUAAUAUAAAACACUGUAAUGUGUAUUUAAAAUAAACCUUGCAAGUUUGCAGGUCGACCCUCUUUGGCCCAAGGUCUAGCAGAUCUAGACGAUCUAGAAGUAUCUAUAGCCGGCCGCUGCAUCUAGGUGUUCUCUUCAAUCUAACGACGAUCAAACUGACAGCCAAAUGAGCCAGGUGAGGCUUGAUUGACGCAAGAAGAUUUUUCUAGGUGGGAAUGUGGUCAAUCUGGUGUUCCUCUUUUUAAACCGGAGGGGGCCCCAAUUGAAAGCCAAAUUUACUGUUACGGCGAUCACCGUCUCAAUUUUUCUGCCCUUUAAAGAAUAAGGUGAAGCUAGGUGUAGAUGGCUCGAGGGGAUCUGGCCUCUUAUGCUGAUCACCUCAAGGUCUAGGAGGAUCUUAAUUGUCGGAUUUGCAAGGCGCCUCAGCAUGAAAUCUUAAGGCUCGUGACAUUCUGAAUCAAGGCGACUGACUCAAACGAAGAAACCUGAAAGGUUUUGACCAGGUUGAUUAUUAACAUAUUAACAUAGUAACACAAAAUAUAAACAAUUGUAAUAUACCCACAUAAAUUAUAACAUUUACUUUUAAAAUGGUGUAUCAUUACCUUCUUUGCUAAUAAAAACUAUGAUUAACUGCUG
This is a messenger RNA of Podarcis lilfordi (Lilford's wall lizard), 20431 nucleotides long. The record is from the annotation of a GenBank genome assembly. NCBI's taxonomy places the organism in Eukaryota, Metazoa, Chordata, Lepidosauria, Squamata, Lacertidae.